Bufo gargarizans (Asiatic toad) is the source of this 2754-nucleotide messenger RNA. It is a transcript of the gene NEFM, whose product is annotated as neurofilament medium chain. The record is from RefSeq and is a predicted model, not a curated record. Gene Ontology annotation, biological process: neurofilament bundle assembly. NCBI's taxonomy places the organism in Eukaryota, Metazoa, Chordata, Amphibia, Anura, Bufonidae. Gene Ontology annotation, molecular function: structural constituent of cytoskeleton. Gene Ontology annotation, cellular component: postsynaptic intermediate filament cytoskeleton; axon; cytoplasm.
AUGAGCUACUCUCUGGAAACACUAGGUAGCCCCUCUUAUAGGAGGAUGGCUGAGAUCAGGACCAGCUAUGCAAGGACAAGCAGUUCUCCAUCCAGUGGUUUCAGGUCUCAGAGCUGGUCCAGAAGCACCCCAAGUACUAUAUCCUCCUCCUAUAAGAGAAGCAACCUGGCAGCGCCCAGAGGGUUCAGCUCCGGUGACAGUUUGGAUCUCGGUCAGUCCUCUGUCUACAACGGGGACUUCAAGCAAGUCCGAUCCAGCGAGAAGGAGCAAUUGCAAGGGCUCAACGAUCGUUUUGCUGGUUACAUCGAGAAAGUCCAUUACCUGGAGCAGCAGAAUAAGGAAAUUGAGGCAGAAAUUCAGGCUCUAAGGCAAAAGCAGAGCGGAUACAACCAGUUGGGUGACAUCUAUGAACAAGAGCUGAGAGAGUUGAGGUCUAACUUGGAACACGUCAACCACAACAAGGCUCAGAUCCUUUUAGACUCUGAACACCUAGAGGAAGACCUCCAGAGGCUGAAGGACAGGUAUGAAGAUGAGGUCCGAAUUAGGGAUGAAACAGAUUCCACCAUCAGGGCCAUGAAGAAGGACAUGGAGGACACGUCCUUGAUAAAGGGGGAGUUGGACAAAAAGGUGCAGUCCUUGCAAGAAGAGAUUGCCUUCCUCAAGAACAACCAUGAAGAAGAAGUCAAUGACCUAUUAGCUCAGAUCCAGGCCUCCCAUAUCACAGUAGAAAGGAAGGACCUCCAGAAGACAGAUUUGGCCUCUGCCUUGAGGGAAAUCCGCUCUCAGCUAGAAGGGCAUUCCAACAACAACAUGGUGCAGACGGAGGAAGUCUUUAAAAAUAGGUAUGCAAAGCUAACAGAAGCUGCAGAACAUAACAAAGAAGCCAUCAGGUCUGCCAAAGAGGAGCUAUCAGAAUACAGAAGGCAACUACACACCAAAACUGUAGAGCUGGAAUCUGUCAAAGGAACCAAAGAGUCACUGGAGAGACAGUUGAAUGACAUCGAGGAGAGACACAACCAUGACUUGACCAGUUACCAGGAAACCAUCCAACAGCUGGACAAUGAGCUGAGAGGAACAAAAUGGGAGAUGUCCCGUCAUCUGAGAGAAUACCAGGAUCUGCUCAAUGUCAAGAUGGCUCUGGAUAUAGAAAUUGCUGCAUACAGGAAACUCCUGGAGGGAGAAGAAACCCGCUUCAGCUCAUUCUCUAGCCUAUCUUCAGGACCUUCAGCUCCACUCAGACAAGCACCUAUUACUAUAACCUCCACCAGGGUACAGCAGUCACGAGCAGAGCCUCCUAGAGUCAAAGUCCAACACAAGUUUGUUGAGGUCAUUGAAGAAACCAAAGUUGAAGAUGAAAGGUCAGAUCUGGAAGCAGCAUUGGCUGCUAUGGCAGAAGAGUUUGCAUCAGGGCUGCUGGGGGAAGAAGAGCAACAGGAAGAUGAAGGUGAUGGUGAGGAGGAAAAAGAGGAGGAGGUUGAAGAGGAGAUUGUGGCAGCUGUAGAAUCUACUGUACAGGCAGCAGCUCCUGGGGAGGAAGAAGAGGGGGAGGAAAAGGAAGAGGAGGCAGAGGAAGAAGAGGGGGAAAAGGGGGAUGAUGAAGCAGAGGAGGAGGCAGAAAAGGAUGAGGAAGAAGAGGAGGAAGGAGGCAAAGCAGAGGACGAGGUAGAAGAAGGAGAAAAAGAGGAAGAUGAAGAGAAAGUAGAAGAGGAAGUAGCAGAGGAGGAAGAAGUGAAAGCAGAGGAAGGAGAAGAAGGGGAGGGAGAAGGAGAAGAAGAGGAAGGAAAGACAGAAGAAGAUGAAGGUGAAAAGGGAGAAGAUGAGGGGGAGAAAGAAGAAGAAGGAGCAGAAGAAGCAGAAACAGAGGUAGAAGGUGGGGAGGGAGAGGCAGAAGAAGUAGAUGCUGGAAAAGAAGGAGAGGAGGAAACAGAGGAGGCAGAAGAUGAGAAGGCAGAAGAUGAGCAGGAGGCAGAAGGAGCAGAGGAAGAGGCUGCUGAGGAGACACAAGAAGAUGAAGUAGUAGAGGAACCUUUUGUGGAGACUAAGAUUGUAAGGGUAAAAGCAGCAGUGCAGGAGGCAGAAGUAGAGGAAGCUCAAGAGGAAGCAGAGGAGGAGAAAGAGGGUGGUGAUGAGGAAGAGGGAGAAAAGGGAGAGGAAGAAUCAGCAGAGAAGGCUGGAGAAGAAGAAGUAGAAGGGGAAGCAGUUGAAAGCUCGGAGCAACAAGAAGAGAAAGCAGGAACAGAUGAGAAAGAAAAGGAAGAGGGAGAGGAAGAAUCUGUUGAGGAUAAAGAAGCUGAAACAGGAGAGGAAAAGGCAGAGUCCCCUGAAGAGAAAAUUGUAGAAGAGAUAAUCCCGGCAUCUAAAGCAGCUUCUGUGGGAACUGAGAAAGAGGAAGAAAAAGAACAGGAAGAAGAAAGCAGCCCUAGGGAUGACGGGAAGGAGGAUACUGCAGUAAAUGGAGAUGUACAAGAAGAAAAGGAAGAGAGUGAAGAGAAAGGUUUAGUCAGCAAUGGUCUUGAUGACAGCCCAUCAGAGGACCAAGACAGCAGCAAGAACCAGCAAACUGUUAUCAUCACCAAAAAGAUUGAGACCACAACCAGCGAAGGUGAAGAUGGAACCAAGUACAUUACAAAGUCUGUGACAGUCACCCAGAAGGUAGAGGAACAUGAAGAAACUAUCCAGGAGAAGUCCGUGUCCACAAAGAAGUUGGAAAAAGUCACUUCACAUGCAGUAAAGGAAGUUAGAGAAGAUAAGUAA